UAUUUCUCACAAAAUAUGAGGUACAAAAGUUUAAAAAAUGCUCUUAUUUUCUAUUUUUAUUACUAAUAUGCUUGACAUUAUAUUGAAUUUGACAUUUUCAUGUACAAGAAGUUUAAUAAUUGUAAUUUGUUUUGAAAUUUUAUUUCUACUAUAGCUGAAAAAUUAUUCGCGAUCUAUCAAAAAUCGGCUCGCGCAUUUACUGGAUGGGUUUGUGACUCAUAUUUUGGAAAUCCCUGAUCUAGGAUACCCAGUGUGGUCAAAUUGAUGUUACAAAGACUUUGAAGCAUCCUUUGAUCGAUUAAUUUGUAAAAUUUCUUAUUCUAAUUGCUUAAAAUCAGAUCGAAUUCUUCGAAGCAUUUGUAGCGUCCGCAUUGACCACAGCCCUAGAAUCACUUUAUAUUUUCUCAAGUGUUGCCGAAUCUGUGAUGGGCUGCAUUCCGAAGUUCACUGCGAGUACUGAACAUUUAUUUCAUAUACUAUAGAUUUUCAGUAUUAGGUAUUAACGCACCUUUAAUGUGCGCAUCCCCUCCAUCUCCUUUUCGACGGCGCCGCGGCGCUAUGCAGGUUGUAACACCUGCUUCAACACAUUGGAUUUUGGAUUGGUAACAUUGUUAUUUCGAAUCUGGCACUUCUGGAUUUCUAACGGUCAUUCGCAACGGUCAUCACCGACAAUAGUACCUCAUUGGUACAACGGUGUCUAUUCAUAUUCCAGCGGUAAAUGGUUCAUUUUAACAAUGCCGAUCUUGAAUACUAUUGAGAUUUCCAACUUUAAGUCGUUUAAAGGAAAAACAGUAAUCAGUCCCAUUCCGCGGUUCUUAGCAAUAAUCGGUCCAAAUGGAUCCGGAAAAUCAAAUAUUAUGGACGCUAUAAGUUUUGCUUUAGGGGAGAAGGCAAGUGCUUUGCGUGUUAAACGCCUUAACCAACUUAUUCAUGGAUUUCCUUUAAGACAAUCAAUGACUGAAGGAAUUGCCUACGUAAAACUAGUCUUCAUAGGAGACGAUAUCAAUGAUAAAAGUUUCACAAGGAUGAUACAUGGUGAAACCAAUCAGUACAAAAUAGAUAACAAGGUUGUUACGGAUAAAUUUUAUAUGACAGAACUGCGACAAGUGGGUUUAGAUAUAAAGGCAGGAAACUUUUUGAUACCCCAGGGCUGCAUCGAACAUUUUGCAUUAAAAAUGCCGAAAGCUUUAACCAUUAUGUUUGAACAAACUUGUAAUUCAAUUGCGUACAAAGCAGAUUAUGAGAGAUUAAAAUCAGAACUUCUGAAAGUGGAAGACGAGACACAUUUGCAACAUCAAAUGCUGAAACAGCUUAGAGUUCAAAAGAAAAAUGCCACUGUAGAAAAAGCAGAAACAAAAGAAUAUUUACAAUUGCAAGAAGAAUAUAAUAAGAGAAAAUUAAAAUGUCAGUUAAUUCGAUUGCUUCUCAUUCAGAAGAAAAUGGAAUUUUUAGAAGAUAUAAAAAGAAAAAUCAAAUCUGAUAUAGACGAGCAUCAACGCAAUAAAAAGUUUAGGGUAAUUUUGUUGAAAGAAAUACAAAUAAAAUUUAAGUCUUUAUCCAUUGAUCACGAAGUUAUUGAGGAAAAUAUUAUAGAAAUGGAAAAUAGUAUUCAAAAGAAGAAGACAGAACUUGCUAUUUUUGAGGAAAAUAUCUCCUACUGGAAGAAUAAACAUAGUUACGCGAUCGAAUUUCUAUAUAGUGCGAGUAAAGCUCGUGAAACUAAGCAGAAAGUCAUUCAAGAAUUAGAAGAUGAAUUAAAACAAAUAAACAACAAAUUAACAGAGUUAAGAAAAGCAUCACAGACAAGCAUUAUAGAACUCAGCGAUUGUCAGGUUAAACGUUACAUGGAAUUGACAAUCAAAGUUGAAUGUCAAGCAAAGGACUUUGUAGAACAAAUAAAUAACUUACUGCACAAUAAACAAGAGGAUCACGAUAAACUUGAUAACGCAAAUAGGCGUAAGCAAGAACUGGAGGACAAAGUAAAGCAGAUAAGAUUAAAGAAGAAGAAUCUCGAAACGCGGCUCAAAAGACUGCAAGAUUUAAAUGCCGAAUCCAAAGUUUUGUCUAUAGAAAAAAAAAAAAUAGUAGAUGAAUUAAAUCAGAAAAUUUAUGACACAAAGGAUAAAUCAUUACGUCUGGAGAACGCUAUUACAAAGAUAAGAGAGCAGCUUUCAGAGAUUGAUAUUGGUAACAGACAACAUGACAAAAAUGAAACAAUAAAAAAGUUGAAACAGUUGUAUUCCGGUGUAUAUGGUCGCUUAUCUAAUUUGUGUAAGCCUAUUCAUGAACGUUAUAAUGUUGCAACAACGAAAGUUUUCGGUAAAAAAAUGGAAGCUAUCAUCGUUGAUACUAAACAUACAGCAAUUCGAUGUAUUGAAUUUUUAAAAGAGCAUAGACUAGACAUAGAAACAUUUUUACCACUUGAUACAAUAAAAACUGUACAUUUAAACGAACAGUUACGUACUAUAAAAGAGCCGAGGAAUGUUAAAUUAUUAUAUGACGUAUUGAAUAUUUCACCUGAAAUAAAUAAAGCGGUUUUAUUUGUCACUAAGAAUACUUUAGUUUGUGAAACUGUUAAAGAUGCACAAAUAAUAGCACAAUCUCGCGAGAAAUGGAAAGCACAAAAUUGUGUUUCAUUGGAUGGAUGUUUUUAUCGUAAAGAUGGUAUAAUAUCUGGUGGACAGGCUGAUUUAAUUAAAAAAGCAAAACAAUGGGUAGAACAAGACGUACUUCAAUUGUCGGAACAAAAGACACAAUUAACGCAAGAACUCAGAAAUUUGCCCAAAAUUUCUCUCAAACUGCAGUUUGAACGUGAGGAAAUUACUGUACAAAUUAAUGAACUCGAGGCUAGAAAUAAAUACAUUGAAAUAGAUAUAAAAGACACUGAAAACCAAAUUGUUAAAAUGCAACAAGAAUUAGAUUUAGACACGCUUGAUAGGGAAAUAAUUGCAUUAGACAUGGCAAUAGUUGAAGUUCGAGAUAAUAUACAAAAAAGAGAUAAAAGAAUUGAAAAAAUAAAGAAACGUAUUAAUGCAAUUAAAGAUGUAAUCUUUGUCGAUUUUUGUAAAGACAUUAAUGUGCCGAAUAUUAGCUACUAUGAAGAGAAUAAUUUACGAAUUUAUCAAGAGCAAAAAAAGAGACAAAUGGAGCUUGAACAACAACAUGAUCGUAUCAAAAAUCAAUUGCGUUUUGAAAACGAGGAUAAUACAGAAAGUAAAGUAUUGAAAUGGCAACGCACUAUAGAACAAAUGGCGAAAGCGGACGCGGAAUUGAAUAAGAUAUAUCGUCAAGAAGAAGAAGUAAAGAUUAAGCUUGUGGAAGAAGAAGCGGAUAUGUCUGCAUUAAAAAAAACUUAUGGACGAAUGGAAAGAGAUUUACAGAAUGUACAAGAAGAACUGAACAAUUGCAAAUUGCAAAUUAGCAAUAUUAACAAAUUAUACCUGAACAAACAGAAAGAGCAUAUUGCUGUACAGAGAAAAAUAGAACAGAAAAAAAUAGAAUGCAAAACUAUACUGAAAGAAUGCCAGAUGGAAAAUAUUAUUAUUCCAAUGUCAAAGGUAUCAGGUCGUAGAUCAAAAGAAAGCUCAAGUAGCUCAUCAAAUUCGAUUGCGGAAUCGUUUGGUGAAUGUGAUGUGUUAUCAGAAAUUGAUUUUUUGCAAUUUCCUAACGACAUUCGCAAUUGUACAAACAACGAUUUACUAGAUGCACUUGAACUACUUAAUGAAGAGCUUGCAAGAAUCAAGGCUGAGUUGAAAAACGUUGCAAAUCCUAAUCUUAAGAUUGAUGAAAAGAUCGACUCGAUAGUUCAAGAAAUACAAGAGAUAAGUACGAACCUUCAAAAUUGCCGUAAAAACUAUGAUGAAAUAAAUGCACAAUUUGAGUUAGUGAAAAGAAACAGAUAUAAUCUGUUUUCGAGUUGUCUGGAGAACAUUACUGCGGAAGUAGAUUCUAUAUGCAAAGUCGGUAUUUGUAAUUGCGCUUUAAAAUUCUAUUUAUUACAUAGUUUGUUUUUCUUUUGUACAUCGCAGUUUUUAUUUGAUUUAUUUUCUGUGCAGAAUUUAGUUAAUGAUAGGUCAGCUCAAGCAAUUAUCUUACCAGAUAAUCCUGAAGAACCGUACACAGGCAAUGUAAUUUACAACUGCAUGGUGCCAUCUAAAAACUUUCUUCCAAUGCAAUGUCUAUCUGGUGGAGAGAAAUCGCUCGCUAGUUUGGCAUUACUAUUUGCAAUUCAGCGUUACAAAAAAAUACCGUUUGUCAUUAUGGACGAAUGUGAUGCAGCUUUAGACAAGAUGAAUAUUAAGAAUGUUACUCGCUUUAUUCAGUCUCAAAAUACAAUGCAAUUUAUCAUGAUAUCCUUACACAAAGAAUUGUUUUACAAUACCGAUGCACUUGUAGCAGUUGCUAUGCAACAUCGCACAAGCUGCCCUCACAGCGAAGUAUUUGGUAUUGUGUUAAGUGGAUAUCAUUAUUAAUCUAAAAAAACUGUUUAAAUUCAGCUGAAAUUUUCAAACAUUGUUCUGAUAAUAAUAUCAAUAAUAUUAAAUUUCUGAUAACAUUACUAAUAAUAUUAAAUUACUAUAAAUACCAGAAUUAUCAGAAUUAUUAUUAUGAAUUGUGAACUAUAUUCGUAUAACUUAUUUAACUUAUAAUAAGAAUGUUACUUUGUCAAUAUUAUUAUUGAAGAUACAUUUCCUUUUAAAUUAUAUGAAAUGUUAAAUAUAAAUGUUAAAUAUAAAUUAGGAAGACAUUUUUAAGUAGAAUAGAUUUGAGAUUUAACAAAUUUCCAUAUUUGAGGUGCAAUGUAAUCAGAAAAGUUUAGUUUGAUUUACGCACUUUGUAUAAUUUAUGCAAUUGUAUAUAUAUGUUAAUUUUGUUUUUAAAUAUAUAUAGUAUUAAUUUAUUUGUAAUUUGUAUUAAAAAUAACAUUUAAAAUUAAUUAACAUAAAAUAAUAUAUUGGAAUUUAUUAUCUGAAAUAAAAUAUCUUUGAUGCAGAAUGUUUUGUAAACAAAUAUUUUUGUUCUAAUCUAAAUAAAUGUAUCAUUUUUCGCAUAUUCUUUUUGAGAUAAGUUUUAUGGUGACAACGUCAUGUGCGCACAAUAAAGAAUACUACAAUAUUUAGAGCAAUUACCAUUAUCUCCAUGAUUGCGUUAGUGCUCAUAUUUAGAGCUGUUCCCAUCAGUGAAUCUCACGCAUUUAUUUCAACUGUAUAUAAAAAAUAAAAAGAUUUAAUAUUGAUCGCAGAAAAAUGUAA
This is a messenger RNA of Solenopsis invicta (red fire ant), 5252 nucleotides long. RefSeq names its product structural maintenance of chromosomes protein 1A. Bases 735 to 4472 code for a protein of 1245 amino acids. The record is from RefSeq and is a predicted model, not a curated record. Gene Ontology annotation, cellular component: nucleus; chromosome; cohesin complex. Lineage: Eukaryota; Metazoa; Arthropoda; Insecta; Hymenoptera; Formicidae. Gene Ontology annotation, biological process: sister chromatid cohesion. Gene Ontology annotation, molecular function: ATP hydrolysis activity; protein binding; ATP binding. The transcript is spliced from 19 exons.